Molecule: messenger RNA, 3509 nt
Organism: Ostrea edulis (European flat oyster)
Lineage: Eukaryota; Metazoa; Mollusca; Bivalvia; Ostreida; Ostreidae
Product: dynein light chain Tctex-type 5-B-like
Exons: 2
Coding region: 2483-3367 (294 amino acids)
Biological process (GO): microtubule-based movement
Cellular component (GO): cytoplasm; cytoplasmic dynein complex
Molecular function (GO): dynein intermediate chain binding
Source: RefSeq, a predicted model, not a curated record
GGGAAAUUUAGGAAUACAAUCUUUUUACCGUAGUGAUGCCAUACAAAGUCUAUAUAUACGUGCGUUUUAAUAACACUUCGUUUUAGUUCACCUUAGCUAUAUCAAGUGAGCUUUUCUGAUCACUUCUCUUGUCCGUUCGUCCGUCUGUCCGUAACCUUUACACUUUGUUAAUUUCUUCUCCAGAACCACUAAGCCAAUUUCAACCAGAUUUGUCAUAAAACAUAAUUGUGUAAAGGGGAUUCAAUUAUGUUAAAAUUAUUCAGUUGAUUGAUGAUACCCUUUCAAAGGAAUAGUGAAAAUAUGGUGGCAUUUGUAAAAAUAAAAUCUUCUCAAGAGCCAAUCUAAUUAAAAUUAGAUCCUUUGAUCCGCUCACUUGUGUAGCGAUAUACGUGAGCGGAUCAAAGGAUCUAAUUUUUAUUAGAUUGCUCAAGAACCAUCCCACCAGAAACGACGAAAUUUAUGUGAGAGCUUCCACGGAGCAUGUAGAAUCAAAUUAGGUCAAAUCAUGGCUCCCGAUGGUAAGCUGGCACCACAAUAAGGGAUCAAAGAUUAAUUAGGAAUAUAUAAGGGGAAAUAUUUUCACAUCUUCUCAAGAACAACAGGCCUUGAUCAGUUAUAUUUAAGAUAUGACAGCAUCUGCUGAUUAUCCGGCUUUAAGUUUGCUCAAACCACGGCCACGGGGGUAGGGUGGUGCCAUAAUAGAAGAUCAAAGCUAUAGGGGGAACUUUAUAAAAAAAAUCUCAAGAGCAUUGGGGGCCAUGAUUAGCCAUAAAAAUAAGUAGUGAAGAGUCAAUCUUGUGUAAUUUGUGACUCCCAGAGGUUGGAUGUGGCCACAAUAGGGCAUGCAAGUUUUACAUGGGAAUAUAAAUUAAAGUCUUUUAAAAUUUCCUUUUUAUGAACAGCUAAGUCAUGAUUAGUCAUGUCAAUAGGCUCACAUCCUCAGGUAGUGCAGAUUCGUGGUUUUAAAUCAAUACCCUAAAGGGUAGGUGGGACCACAAUAGGGGCUAUAUUGGGAGUUAAACAUGGGAAUAUAUAGCAAAAACUUUGUUUUCUCCAUAUGAGUAGCGGGGGCCUGAUUAGUGAUUGAUUUGCAAGUAUCUUCUGGUAGUUCAAAUUCUAGUUUGUAAAUAAAUCCUGACCUCAGGGGGAGGUGGGAGGUAUAGAAUGGGGCCUCAGUAUAGGAGGACCAAAGUUUGACAUAAGAAUAAAUCUUUAAAAAAUUCAUCUCAAGCGCAGCACGGCCAGGAUUAGUCAUAUCAGUAUGCAAGCAUCCCCAAGCAGUGCAGGGACAGACUUCAAACCAAUGCCCUGGGGUAGGUUUGGGCCACGAUGCAGAUUUAAAAAGAAUGUAUAGAGUUAAAUUUUAAAAUCUCUUUCUUUAAAAUAAAAAUAUAGGUUAGAGUGAGGCUAAUGGGGAUAACAUUUUACACGUGAAUAUAAAGGAAUAUAGGGCAUCACUAUGUUGUGUAGAUUCAAGUUGGGUUAACAUAACCGCGUUUGGCUUUUGUGGGGUCAUAUUAUGGGGUAAAUUUUUUUUAUGAAAGUAAAGAGAAUAAAAAAAACCCUUUAAAAUCUACUGAUGAAGAACAUUAGGAUAAGAUUUACUCAGGUGAGCGUUGUGGCCAAUCGACCUCUUGUUUGAGCUAAGCGAAAUAUAGACUGAAUCAAAAUAUUUCAAUAAAUGUAUAAAAAAAAAUAUAUAAAAAAAAAAAAAAAAAUAAAAAAAAUUGUGAUGUGCUAAAAAAAGUAGAAACGCGCGCUACUCCAGAAAACCCCAGGGGAGGCGUCAACCUCUAUCAUUGUUCCCGGGGUUCCAACUUAUAAUAGGGAUAAGGUUUAAUACUUCAAAACUGAAAAUGAAUAAAAAAAAGAGACAAAAUAUGUAUUUUUCACCAUUCCCAGCGAUCCAUGUUUGUGAAAUUUUAACUUUGACUGGAAGUAGUGUAUUUAUUCGGACUGUCCUCUUCACCAAACACGGAAGUACACAGAAUUAUCAAAUAUCCUCAAACUAAACGACGUUUCACUCUUCAGAUUUAAAAACGUUUACCUGUGUAAAAAGGAAUCAUUGUUUGAGCGUAUCCGUGAUAUUGAUUCCUGGAGUUUUGUAUCUCAAAAAUCAAAUAUUUGCAAAAGUUAUUCGCAUUUCGGCGUUCUUCAAAAAACGUCAAGAUCUUUUCAUAUACGAUUUUUGGUCGACUUUUGUUUUUAACUUUAAUUCUCGAGCAGCUGUUGGGAAUUUGUUUAAACUUCGCUCUUCUGAAGAGUUUAAAUCGACACGACACGGUUAAAACUGUCCUCCGGAGCACAAUAAAAACACCAGUAAUGAAUUAGUUUAACAGAGAGCAAUUCAUUAUACAAAUGUUGGCACAGUGGUCAUUUAUGUAUCGUAUGUAAAUUUCGACAAGUGUUAGUACACACAGCGACAGAUAACUACUAACAACAGAGAAAUGUUCAGAGCUCACUUGAUAAAAAGAGGACUGUAAUGCUAGUAAAUCCAUCGACAAAUAAAACACAACGAUUCGGGUUUCUUAAGUAUAGUUCUUUACGACCGACUGGGCAUUCCUUUCGUGUCCUUGGAACGAGACGAAUACAGUGCAUAUUUGACAUGAAGGAUAUUUCGAUGUCUUUGACAAGAUCAAGAAUUAAGACUCCUCGCCCGAAAACGGGGAGGACGAGGAGAAUUAAAAAUGACCAAGAGGAGAAUCCGGAACCUAUCAUGAAAGAAAAGAGUGACCACAAAUUGGCGAAAGACAAGAAAGACCAACACAAAGACAAACACCCGCAUCCUGAGGACCAUCAUCAUAAGACCUCUCACCAUGGUGACGGUCAUGGAAAAGGCGCAAAUACGAGUCCUGCGCACGCGUCGUUCACCGGACGUCAAAGAUCUCUCUCUCACAGAGACACUUCGCAUUCUAUUUCUUCCAGCAAAGGCCAUGCAAAACAUCCGUCGAAGGACCACGAUCGGCACAGCGUGGCCACCUCUGGAGACCAAUUACCACAAGUAGAUGUUAAGUACGAAAACACCUACAAAAUGAACCCCGAUGUCAAAUUCAGAGAAUCCUCUAUACGCAAAAUCAUCUCGGAUGUCUUAGACGAAAAUAUUAAAUCCAUUAAGACUUAUGAUUCUUCAGUAUUAGGAGGCAAAUGCAAAUUAGCCUGUGAUGUCAUAAAAGAGAGAGUGAAGCACUUGAGCAUUACUCGAUAUAAGAUCAUAGCCUCCGUGAUCGCAGCUCAGAAGGGAAGUCAGAGCAUGAUGGUGACAUCUCGGUGUCUGUGGGAUCAAAAGAACGAUAACUAUGUUACUGUCAAAGUGGAACUGGGUGAAUUCUAUGUUAUAGGAACAGUUUAUGUAGUUUAUGCAGAAUAAUGUGUUCAUCUAGAUUACAUCGCUUGAUAGACUUUAACUUUGCUUGUAUUUAUUGAAAGUGCUAUAUUAAAAAUUAUAUUUUGUUUUAAUGUUUGAAAAUGAUGACGACGAAGAAAGCAUUAAUUAAAAUGUUUCAGAUAUA